AUGAAACAGGCUGACCCCACACAUGAGUGUGAUGGUUCAGGAUCAGGAGGGAUAUCAUGUCAAUGUAUGAAGAGUGAGGGACCCCAGCCCCACACUGGGUUCCCCAGCCCAGAAUACCAGUGCCGAGAAGAGGAGCCCGCACAACAUCUGGCUGUGGAAAACAGUGUGGAUUCUGCCCUUCUGGAAUCCAAAACAGCCGAUCUUUCAACAGAUGAAGAGAACGGAACACAUCAUUCCUCAGAAAGUAAGGAUGACCAGAAUUCAUCUCCCGAUAGCUCUAGCUCUCUGGAAGAAGAAUUUUCAUCAAUAGUAAAUAUCCCUGAUGAAGCUUUUAUUCGGGCAGCCCGCAGAAAACGUGAAUUAGCUAGGGCCCAAGAGGACUAUAUUUCUUUGGAUGUAAAACAUACUGCAACCGUCUCUGGUAUAAAGAAAAGCAGUGAUGAAGCUCCUGACAGUGAGCCUGAUGACCAUGAAGAGAGAAUACUAUUUACCCCAAAGCCUCAAACACUUAGACAAAGAAUGGCUGAAGAAACAACAACUAGAAAUGAAGACACAAGUGACGAAAGCCAGGAAGAUGAAAAUCAAGAUAUUUGGGAACAGCAGCAAAUGAGGAAAGCAGUUAAAAUCACAGAGGGACGAAACAUAGAUCUUUCCCAUGGUAGUGAAUCUCAAACAAUGAAGAAGUUUGAUACUUCCAUUUCAUUUCCACCAGUAAAUUUAGAAAUUAUAAAGAAGCAAUUAAAUACUAGAUUAACAUUAUUACAGGAUACUCACCGUUCACACCUAAGGGAAUAUGAAAAAUAUAUACAAGAUGUUAAGAGCUCGAAGAGUACCAUCCAGAACCUAGAGAAUUCAUCAAAUCAAGCCCUAAAUUUUAAAUUCUACAAAAGCAUGAAAAUUUAUGUGGAAAAUUUAACUGACUGUCUUAAUGAAAAGAUUAUCAGCAUCCAAGAAAUAGAAUCAUCCAUGCAUGCACUCCUUUUAAAACAAGCCAUGACCUUUUUGAAACGCAGGCAAGAUGAAUUAAAACAUGAAUCAACGUAUUUACAACAGUUAUCACGCAAAGCUGAGACAUCAACAAAUGGAAGCUUGGCUAUAGAUGAAAAAACUCAAUGGAUUUUAGAAGAGAUUGAAUCUCGAAGGGCACGAAGAAGACAAGCAAGGGAGCUUUCUGGGAAUUGUGAUCAUCAGGAAGGGACAUCUAGUGAUGAUGAACUAUCUUCAUCAGACACGACUGACUUCCAAAAAAGCCAAGCACGGAGAAAGGAGAAGACAGGAAAUGAUCCUCUAGACAAGGAGGACAGUCUAGUAAAUAAAUUAUGCACCACUGAAAUUUUUGUUUCAGACUUUGUAGAAUUCAUAUGGGAUCCCUUGUCGACUUCACAGACAACAAGUUUAAUAAUGCACUGCAGAAUGAUUCUUGAAGAACAUUCCACUUGUGAGAAUGAAGUUAGUAAAGGGAAACAGGAUUUACUCAAAUCCAUUGUUUCAAGAAUAAAGAAGGCAAUAGAAGAUGAUGUUUUUAUUCCUCUGUAUCCAAAGAGUGCUGUAGAAAAUAAAACAUCACCACAUUCAAAGUUCCAAGAAAGACAGUUCUGGUCAGGUCUAAAGCUCUUUGGCAAUAUUCUUCUAUGGGAUGGACUUCUCCCAGAUGACACCUUGCGAGAGCUAGGACUUGAGAAGCUACUAAAUCGUUACCUUAUCAUAGCUCUUCUUAAUGCCACACCAGGGCCAGAUAUUGUUAAAAAGUGCAACCAGAUAGCAGCAUAUUUACCAAAAAAAUGGUUUGAGAAUUCUGCCAUGAGAACAUCUAUUCCUCAGCUUGAAAACUUCAUCCAGUUUUUAUUGCAGUCUGCACAUAAAUUAUCUAGAAGUGAAUCCAGGGAUGAAGUCAAAGAAAUAAUUCUUAUUCUGGUGAAAAUAAGAGCUUUGAAUCAAGCAGAAUCCUUCAUAGAAGAAUAUCACUUAGAUCAUCUUAAAUCAGUAAUUAAAGAAGUUUGAGUAACCUUUAUAGGAAAGUACAAAAAUGAGAUGUUAAUAUAGUCACACUGCUCCUUUUUUGGAGCAGGGUGGGGGAAACCUGGAACCUCUUCUAUAUUCCUAGUAAUGGAGGCGAGGAUUUGGAAAAGAAAAAAUGACUUCAUCCCUCCAUUCCUUCCACCUUCUACCUUCUGGUAUCAGGAAAGGCUGCCCCUCCUGACUCUGUGCUGUUUGCAGGAAUGAAGCACACAGGGGCAAAAGAGUGUAAUAUAUUUCCCUUUGAUUCUUUUGGCUGCUUUUCCAACUUAAGAGAGGAGCUGGAAAAGCCUUGCGUGUGGCUGCUUUGGCUUUGGUGUUUCUGUCCUGAUCCAUAAAAACAUCUUUUAGUUCUCUACAUUUUAAUUAUCUCUUUUUACAAAUACCUUAAAAUGGAAAUCUUAAUUGGAAUGAAUUAUUUGUUAACUAUUAAGACAUUUUAAGGCUUUGAUGACUAAUGAUCAUCAAAUUGUCCUACAGAAAUCUGUACCAAUAUAUUGUACCAACACAAGUGCAAGAGAAGCCAGUAAGCAAUAGGCAUUAUCAUUUUUUUAACUCACUGUAAAUUUAAUAGGUGAAAAAGAUCUUAUUUUAAUUAUUUGUUUUGGCAUUAGAAAGUGAAUGCUCGUUGUUUUUUGGCCAUUAGUAAUUCUUCCUGACAUGUCCAUUCAUCUUUUUCUUUUGGAUUUGUAAGGGCUUCAUGUUUUAAAGAUAUUGGUGUUUUGCCCAUCCUGUGUUAUAGUUUUUUUCAUCUGCCAUUUUUCUUUUAAUUUUGUGUAUAAUGUUUUUGGUAUACUAAGUCAUUACUUGUUAGGUUAGUUACUAUUUUUUGUUAUGUUGUUAUUAGUGGUAAGCUUAGAGAAGAAAUAGGUAUUUUAAAUAUUCAAAAUGUGUGAUUCAUUUUCUGAUAAAAUAUUUGUAUAACUAAAAUCUGAGGCAAGAUAACUGAAUCAAAAAGUUGAGAAUAUUUUUCAAAGGAAGAGUUUAAUAAUAAUUUUUCUUAAAUCUGUUUGUAAAGUAACUCAGUGGCAACCCAACACAUAUAUUUUGCAUAUUGUUGCACAAAAGAUAAUCAGAAAAAAUUUGAUUAUAUUAUAGGAUUUGAGCAUGUGGCCUGUGACAGUAUCACCUGUAGUUUUGAAGCUACAUGCAUUUUAGUAGAUUGAUGUGUUAUUUCUAUGGCACUGAAGACUCAUGAUUGACUUGAACAAUUUUUAAAGUUAUUUUAGUUACAGAAAUUAUACAGGAAUAGAUUAUCUAGAAAAUUAAAGCCAUUAAUGAAAAGCAUUUCACAUUAUCACACAAUUAUUGUUACCAGAGAUAACUGCUGUUUUCACUUCAGCAUUACCCUUUGAGACCAUUUCUCUAUUUACAAAAAUGGGGUGGGGGGGUUUAUUGUUGAUGUGAAUGGGGCAUACUUUAUUGUAUAAGAAAUUUGUAAUUUUUUACUAUUAAAAUGCACAUUUGUAAGUUUC
Messenger RNA from Hipposideros armiger (great roundleaf bat), 3491 nucleotides. RefSeq names its product GC-rich sequence DNA-binding factor 2 (gene GCFC2). Gene Ontology annotation, cellular component: nucleus. The record is from RefSeq and is a predicted model, not a curated record. Gene Ontology annotation, biological process: mRNA splicing, via spliceosome. Bases 1 to 2001 code for a protein of 666 amino acids. The transcript is spliced from 16 exons. Gene Ontology annotation, molecular function: DNA binding. Lineage: Eukaryota; Metazoa; Chordata; Mammalia; Chiroptera; Hipposideridae.